Messenger RNA from Moneuplotes crassus, 2186 nucleotides. The record is from the annotation of a GenBank genome assembly. NCBI's taxonomy places the organism in Eukaryota, Ciliophora, Spirotrichea, Euplotida, Euplotidae.
AUGGAGAGUAAUCCUGAAGGUAACCAAGAGAAUAGAAAGGAGAAUGAGGAAAGUAAUGAGGAAUCCCAGAUAACAACCAAUAAGGAGUUUUGUAGGAUGCCCCUUAUAGAUAAGAUAUGAAUGGGUCCUGUUGAAAAGUACUAUAAAUAUGGAAGAUUUCCAUAUAAAAUGGUUGCGCACUUCCUCUUGGCGCUUGCAUUGGUCGCUCAGAUUUUUCUUGUAGUUAAUUUCAACUCAAGUUAUUCUAUUGCAGUUAAAAGAAAAUUAUUGACUUUGUUCUUUGAUGGAGAAAUGGAACAAGAGGGAUAUCUGACAUUUCGAGAGAGAUACUUCUUUAGUGUCGCAGACGUCAGAGAGCAGGUAAACUUCAUGAUUGACAACUUCUUUGAAAUCCCCGAAUCUGAUUCAAUUGAAGAAUAUCAACUCUCUGAAGAGCUUGAUGAUGAUGGAAUAAAAAGAAUCGCACAUGUUACAAUGAGCCCAUUUUUCAUCCGAAAAGAAGAUAGAAUUCCUUGGGCAUUUCUUGAAAUGAAUCUGACAAAUGAUGAAAGGGGAGCUUUCCAUAUUGAGGAAGAUGGCACACCGAGAUUGCCAGAUGAUCAACUUCGAGACUUCUUUGCGGCUAUGAGUCAUUUUACUCUAACUCUUCUUGUACGGCAUAAUAUCCCAACAACAAAAUUUACGACUUAUGAUUGUUAUCGGUGGAUAGUGAGAGCUGAUUUUCGGAUGAUUAACAAUGGCCAUUAUGCUCAGUUCAACAGGAUGGAUAGGCAGUUUUGCCAAAAUGUCCCUGAGGGAUACAUCCAAACUAACUUCCUUACAAGAUAUUUGUGGGUACUAAUAAUCACCUGAAUCUUUACUAUUCUGAACUUAUAUCUGAACAUAAAGUACAUAAAGGAUAUUACCAACAGUAUUGAGCGCGUGAGGAAGGAACUCAACAAGGAUUAUGAAAAGAAGCAUAGGAAAAAGCUUACAAUUAAUGAUAUUAACAGAAGGAAUGCUACUGAUUCUCAAGAAAUUGGCCUUGAUGAUAUCCAUAAUGGGAACGGAAGUGGUGACGAAUCCCUUGAUGAAGAAGAUAUGAGAUUUAAUUGGUCAGAUCUGACCCUGACUGAUAGAAGAGAGUUGUACUCUGGAUGGAGCUUUAUUAUUAUUCUUGGAAACAUAGUGACUCUUAUUGCAUGCGCAUUUCUGUUAGCUUCUACUUCUACAUCUCAGCGACAAGGAGAAAUCAUGCUCGGAUUUGGAUCAUUUUUGGUUGUUAUCUCCUUAAUGAAAUAUUACGAUAACGCGAAGGUUUACAACAUUGUUUGGAAUACAGCUGUAAAGUCAGCAAGUAUCUUCUUCAAGGCCACAAUCGGAGCUCUACCCAUAUUUAUCGCUUUUGUUCUACUCGCUUUCUGUCUAUUCAAUGGUAACAGAUAUCUAAGUUUCUUCUCCUUCACAUUUUAUUCUUUAUUUACAACGUUAAAUGGAGAUAUUUUGUUCUUUCUGUUUCUAGAACUAAAAGAGAUACAUUUCUUGGUAACCCAGAUAUUCCUAUACAUCUUCCUAUUCAUUUGCAUUGCCAUUAUCUUCAACAUCAUUGUUGUGAUUGUAGGAGAUGGAUACAUCGCUGCUAAGACAUACUCCAAAUAUGACUGGAUCAAGGAGAAGGAAGAGUAUGAGGAGGAAGUAGUCAAGAACAUCAGUACUUUCUUCAGUCAGAACAUCGAGGGUGAAGACCCCCUCGAACCUUUCAGAUCAGAUUCUGUUGUUGAAGAGCGAAGAAAGAACAGGAUUAGAAUUAUUCUGAUUAAAGAUAAAGAACUUCAUAGAUUAAGAUUCGCCCAAUCACUUGGAAUUCCUGUGGAUCAACUUCCAAAGAAGAGUGCUUUGGAUGAAACUCCAAUUCAGGCUUUGACUAAGAACCAUGAUUCCUUAUCGAACAAAUCUAAGGAAUGCUUGAGGACUCUUAAUACACUUCAAAAGAGCAUUAUUAAAAAGACAGAUGAUGAGUCUGAUGAAGAUAAAGAGGAUUAUGCUGACAGGCUCAACUCCUGAAUAACCAAACUUCAUAAAAGGAUCCAGGAUAUUAAGUAUAAAGUUGAGGUUGAUAGAAUAUCUCAUUUGAAUGGUGGCCGCCCACGAGUUGAAGAGACUAAAGAAGACCCAAGAACUGAUUAGAUAUAAAUCUCUUCAACAAA